Messenger RNA from Mesocestoides corti, 2412 nucleotides. NCBI's taxonomy places the organism in Eukaryota, Metazoa, Platyhelminthes, Cestoda, Cyclophyllidea, Mesocestoididae. The record is from the annotation of a GenBank genome assembly.
AUGUUACGUCGAGUGAAUGAUCUGUUAAGUCGACUUGAAGUCGAUGAGCUAACCCAGCAGUUGCUUCACGGAGGUGCAGGGUUUGCGCAUGGUCCUGCUCCACCUAUUCCACGUCUCGGCAUUCGCCCUUACCAAUGGCGUUCCGAGUGUCUUCAUGGCUACGGCUUUGAUGGGGAUGCAACGAGUUUCCCUCAAGUUAUCUCGAUGGCAGCAGCAUUCGACAGGGACCUCAUAUAUGCCGUAGCAAAUGCGACCGCGUUUGAAGCACGUGCAAAGUAUAAUAGUUAUGCGCGUGCUGGGGAGUAUGGGGAUCACAAAGGAAUCAAUUGUUUCUCUCCCGUUGUUAAUAUCCUGCGUCACCCUUUGUGGGGUCGAAACCAAGAGACCCUAGGUGAAGACCCCUUUCUGACAGGCGAACUGUCAAAUGCCUUUGUUAGGGGUCUCUCAGCACUACCCCCAAGCGGUCCGCUCUCGCGUGAGCUGGUGGAUGAGAAGCAUGUCUACCUGACAAGUGCCUGUUGCAAGCACUUUGCCGUGCAUUCCGGACCAGAAAACACGCCAGUCUCACGUCUUUCCUUUGAAGCCAAUGUCUCCGCUGCUGAUCUCUGGCUUACCUACUUUCCUGCAUUUAAGGGCUGUCUUGCUAAUGGUGCAGCCCAGUCAGUAAUGUGCUCCUACAAUGGGAUAAACGGCGUCCCCAAUUGUGCCAACAAAUGGCUCCUUAAAAAGGUUCUUCGGGAUACUUGGGGCUUCAAAGGUUUUGUAAUUAGUGACGAGGGAGCUCUGCAAUACUUGGUCUCAAAGCAUAAGGCCUUCCAGACGUACCUGGAAGCAGCCAUUGCGUCCUUUAAUGCCGGAACAAACAUUGAAAACUCACAAGAAAUCGUGCGAGGUGUCUACAGCACGCUUCCUUUACUCGUUGCAGCUGGAGUGAUAAGGAGACAACAGCUAGAAGACAUGAAUCGGCCUCUUUUCUUAACUCGAAUGCGACAAGCGGAGUUUGACCCUCCGGAGGAAAAUAUUUAUGCAUCACUUGACAAAAAUGAUUUUAUUCAAAGUCCUCAACACCGUCAGCUUUCUCUCAUUGCUGGCUGCAGAUCAACUGUUCUGCUGCAAAACAUAAACCAUUUUUUACCCUUGAAAAGUAAGGUUAAAAGCCUUGCUCUGAUUGGCCCGUUUGCAAAAAGUCUGGGAGAAUUGAUUGGAUCUUAUCCAGCAUCGCGUAUGCCCAAUUAUGAAACAACGUUGGAAGACGGCUUAAAAGAAGUCAGUAGCAUCCUUCAUGCAACCGAGUUUUGCAGAAGAGGAGCGAUUUGCAGAGACGCAGAUGAAGCUGGUUUGAUAAGGCUACUAAAUUCGACCUCCAUCGAUAUGAUUGUUCUGACUGUUGGCACGGGAAGCAAAUUGGUCACCGAGUCGAGGGACAUGCAGAACAUCAGCCUGUUCGGUCGGCAGCAUCGGAUGCUACAGUUGGUCUCUAUACACGCGCCCACCGUUCCAGUCGUGGUGUUUGUUUAUUCCGCUGGUCCAGUCAACAUCACCGACGCUGUUGCUUCCCCACAGGUUCGCUCUAUCUUGUGGUUUGGGUAUCCCGGUCAGGAGGCGGGCAAAAUCGCUGCGCGGAUGUUGCUAGGCAACCCGGGUAUCGCUUAUCACCAACACGACGACUCGCUGUCUCAGGAGGCGAACAACCUGCAGUUUGCAGACAGUUUCCCUGGACUUGAAUCCAAGUGGGGUUACUGGUGGAUGCCCGCAGCUCGACUGCCCUUCACCUGGUACUCCAGUCUUGACCACCUUCCCGACAUCACAGACUAUGAAGUGAAGAACCACACAUACCGCUUCAAUCAAUACUCCGUUUGUCCCCAAAACAACACACCGUGCCAAACGGUGGAGUUUCCCUUUGGUUUUGGACUCUCCUAUAAUCGACAAACCUCCGGUGGCGGUGGAUUCACCUAUCGUGCGCUCGACCUCCCCACGAACUCAGUCUCCUCAUUGGUCGGUUUCUCUUUCGUUGUUAAAGUCGCCAACAGGGGUAUUCGACCGUCGGAUGAGGUGGUGCAAGUUUACUUGGAUUGGCUAACCCUGUUUGGUGCCAAGGCUACCGAUGCCUUUGACGGCAAAUUCAAGGCGGCAUAUCGACAACUUGUUGGGUUCAGGCGAGUGCCCCUCUUCCCGGGAGAGGUGAAGCGUCUGAAGUACUUUGUUAGUCCCGAGCAGCUGACUGUGUGGAGUUUCGUCGCGAACCGCACCUCACCACUGUGUCAAGGCGACCGUUCUACCACCGCCAGCUGCGGUGGACCGGUGUCCGCAUCGGGAACGGCUAGGCUUAGUGUUGGCGGUCAACAGCCACUGCAACAGAAAGCGGUCGAUUCAAAUGUUAUCAUCGCGAUGAUCAGUGUGUACGACUUCUGA